CAAAAGCAAAAUGGGGCAUUUGUCUUGGUAAUUAAUCAAAAUUCCCAAACAGGCCCUUAAAUUUCAUCAAAAUUUUUGAUACCGAGUCUGGUGAGUUUUCUCCUUUACUCUGAUCUUGAACUUUCAAUUGAAUUAAGAUUUGGUGGAGCAUCAGCUGAGUAAACAUAGAUUUAGAUCAAUGGAGAAAGAAAAUAAAUUAACAGAAGGCACCUCAGAAAUCGAAGAACCCAUUGAAGUUCCUCUAUUUCAAGUCCCUGAAUGUUAUGUUUACUUGAUCCCUCCAAGGAAAAGUGCAGCUUCAUACAGGGCUGAUGAAUGGAAUGUUAAUAAAUGGGCAUGGGAGGGUACAUUAAAGGUUUUAAGCAAGGGCGAAGAGUGCAUCAUCAAAUUGGAAGACAAGGAAACAGGUGAAUUGUAUGCACGUGCAUUUCUCAGAGAUGGGGAACCACAUCCAGUGGAGGCUGUAAUCGAUAGUAGCAGAUACUUUGUUCUUCGGAUUGAAGAAAACAUUGGUGGACGCCUCAGACAUGCUUUUAUUGGCAUUGGAUUUCGAGAAAGACCUGAAGCCUAUGACUUCCAAGCUGCUCUUCACGACCAUCAGAAAUACCUGAAUAAGAAGAAAACUGCAGAAGAGAUGGAGCAACAAUACCAGAAAUCCUCAUCAGUCGACUACAGUUUGAAGGAGGGGGAAACCCUGAAACUUCAGAUAAAGAAUAAACCUGGUGGCACCAUAAGGUCCAAGUUCUUCGAGCAGGGUCUAAAUAAUCUUUCAUUGGAGGAAAAGGCCAACCGAAAGGAUUCAACAAUAUUACUCAAACCACCACCACCUCCUCCCGCACCACUUUCACCUGUUGCUACUGAUGCAAGGUCUCCCCCAGUAUCACCGUCUAAAUUGAGUCUCGAGCAAUCUGCUGAAACGAAGGACUCAGCAACAGCGAAAGAGGAGCCAGAUAAAUCAGAAUCAGUUAAAGAGCAAGGUCCACAAGAUGUUGCAGAUGAUGACUUUGGAGAUUUUCAAGCAGCUGGAUAAUGUUUUGUUGGAAACUCAGUACAAUUGGAAAACUAAAGUUCAAAGUUCACACUAGAUAUUGUUGUUGAAUGUCUUUGGUACAUAUGAUGUGUAUUAUAGUUUUCACUCCAUAUCUUUAUUGUCUUACCUAUACACCUACUUGCCUAAAGAAUCUUUCAUUUUCUUCAAAGCAAAAUUUUUAUCUGGUGGGA
This is a messenger RNA of Solanum tuberosum (potato), 1221 nucleotides long. Its product is annotated as NECAP-like protein CG9132. Gene Ontology annotation, cellular component: clathrin vesicle coat; membrane. The record is from RefSeq and is a predicted model, not a curated record. The transcript is spliced from 8 exons. Gene Ontology annotation, biological process: endocytosis. The coding region runs from base 179 to 1030 and encodes 283 amino acids. Lineage: Eukaryota; Viridiplantae; Streptophyta; Magnoliopsida; Solanales; Solanaceae.